Messenger RNA from Trametes versicolor FP-101664 SS1, 360 nucleotides. RefSeq names its product Tautomerase/MIF. NCBI's taxonomy places the organism in Eukaryota, Fungi, Basidiomycota, Agaricomycetes, Polyporales, Polyporaceae. The transcript is spliced from 5 exons. Gene Ontology annotation, molecular function: phenylpyruvate tautomerase activity. Bases 1 to 360 code for a protein of 119 amino acids. The record is from RefSeq and is a predicted model, not a curated record.
AUGCCUGCUCUCGAACUCAAGACGAACGUCGCGGUUGCCGACCCGAAGGCUUUCAGCCUCGAAUUUUCCAAGUUUGCGGCCAAGACCCUGGAAAAGCCCGAGGGAUACGUCUCGGUGUCAUACGUACACCAAGAGUACCUCACAUUCGCCGGGACGUUUGACCCCGCUUUCAUCCUCUCGAUCACGAGCUUGGGGAACAUCAACCCCGAGAACAACCAGGAGCUCUCCAAGGUAUUCGCCGCCUUUCUGAAGGAGAAGCUCGCCGUUGAGGACACUCGUGGCUACAUCGCGUUCUCCGACCCUGGACCCGAUUUCUUGGGCUUCAGCUCGACCACCAUCGGAGCUAUUUUCCGCAAGUGA